UAUCGCAUAAGCUGGAAGACCAGUCAGGAGACCUGUCGAGAUCAGAGAUGACCAUGGCCUGUACCAGAAGUUGAGUGGCAUAUUAGGUCAGACCCUUUCUAAGAGGCAAUCUCAACAUGGCUGAGGCGUCUACCCUCCAGGACCGCUACCGGGCUUGUUUGAUCCUAAGUGGAGCUGGGGAUGCACUGGGAUACAACAAAGGAGACUGGGAGUUUGAACAGAAUGCCGAAAAGAUCCACAAGGAGGUAGCGAAGAUGGGUGGCUUGGCAAAGCUGGACGUCAAACAGUUUCCUCUCAGCGACGACACCAUCAUGCACCUUGCUACAGCUGAGGCCUUAGCGGAGAUGGAUAAAGACGCACCUCUGGAACAGCUGUAUGGAGCCCUGGUUAAGAAGUACAUCAGCUGUAUGGGCGACAUGCAUGGCAGAGCACCAGGGCUUACCUGCAUGAGUAGCACGCACCUGCUGCAAAUGAACCCGGAAGGAGACUGGAAAAUCCCUUUCAACCAGCGAGCUGGGGGCUGUGGAGGGGCCAUGAGGGCCAUGUGUGUGGGCCUGCGCUUCCCCAGUCCUGAGCAAGAGCACCACCUGGUGGCCGUGAGCGUGGAGAGCGGACGCAUGACCCACCACCAUCCCACAGGCUACCUGGGAGCACUGGCUGCAGCGCUGUUCACAGCCUUCGCCAUUAGGGGGCAGCCUCCUGUAGAGGCCUGGGGCCACAGGCUGAUGCAGGUGCUGACCAAGGCCAAGGAGUAUGUGAGAGAGGCUGGACACUGUGUUAACAAAAACAUGGAACACUGGAACUAUUUUGAAAAAAGUUGGGAAAAGUACCUCGAGACGAGAGGAAUCCUGGAUGGAACAGGCAAACCUCAGUUUCCCGAGCCCUACGGUGUGGCAGAGAGGGAACAAUUCUACAGCUCCGUCAGCUUUAAGGGCACGGGUGGUGCCAGCGGGCAUGACGCGCCCAUGAUCGCCUACGAUGGUCUGCUGCGGGCGGGUGACUCAUGGACUGAGCUGGCCAAUCAUACCUUCUUCCAUGGAGGUGACAGUGACUCCACGGCGGCCAUCGCUGCAGCCUGGUGGGGGGCCCUGUAUGGCUUUCACAACGUGCCUCCCAAAAACUACCAAGGCCUGGAGUACUACAGCCGCCUAUCUGAUGUGGCAGAUAAACUUUAUCAGCUGCGAGAAUAGCUAUUAGCCCAUGACAUUAAUGAUAGCCUGGCCUUGUCAUACUGUAGGCCUAUGUAACUGCCGCUUAACUCUCCUUUCCCUGCACUGUAUACUACAUGGGUUCACUGUGUUUAUAAACACAAUGUUGUGAGGAGGGGCAAGACACUGGCAGCCAACCACGUGAGCUACAUUUUUUUACCAACAGCGGUUUCCAACAGUCACAGGUUGAGUUGUGUCGCGCAGCGAGGACAAAACAAAAAAUUAGAACCCUUGUAUAUCAGGGUCUGGUUAUCUUUACUGAGAUUAUACCCGUUACCAGACAAAAGCACUAGGGAGGGAUGAACAAUGAGUUUCCACAUCUCAACCAAAUGUUUGUUUGGGUAAAAUCAGAUGCAAAUAUUUCAAAUGACAAUAUAGUUCACCCAUUGCCUGGCUCUUGCCUGACCUGUGUGUUUCCGUUCAGCUUCGUAAGCUCCACUACUAGGUCUGGGAGUGCAUGCGUUGACUUGGCAUGGCUUUAUCAAUAAUUCUGCCCGUCCUUGCCACCAACAAAUUCCUUCGAAAACGUUUUCUGUUCAUCUCUAGAGAGUCAAUUUAGUCUAUAAUCUGUCCUGUGACUUCUCAAGGCGAGCUGCCCUUGAUAGUGAAACAAUGAAUGUUCCAUCAAUUUUCUGGCAGGAGACAUAGCAUUCAUACAGUCUCCCAGACAUCCGUGUGUGUGGCUCCACAGCUACAUACACACACAGAGGUUUGGUGAAAAACAGGCUAGUUCACCCAGGCGUCAAAUCAUUUUUUUUUUAAAGUUAUUAUUAUUCUAUUCUAAGUUAUUUUAUUCUAAAAUGUUUGACCGCUUACAAUUACAUGAUCCAGAUUCAGUUGCAUCUGGAUCAAUUGGUCAAAAAAUAAAUGAUCUAAUGUACGGCCAUAAAUGGCAUGUGUAUAGCUGGAACCACCAUUUUUGCACUCCUGUUAUUGUUCAAUCAUUUCUUAAGGGAAGUAAGGAAAUCUGUUGUUAUUGGUUUGAUUUACCUAAUUAAUUUUGCACUAACUGGGUAUUAAUUGUAUUUGUAUAUGGUUGAGCACCACAAAUGGGUUGGAUGAGAAGUAUUAUAUGGUUAUGUUCACCUCUUCUAUGUUUUCUCAAAAAAGUGUCAUACUUGUUUAUUAAAAGUAAACUUUUGAACUAGCUAAUUUCAGUGUCUUGAAUGACACACGCACAAUGCUGCCUUGAACAAUAAACCUGUAUGAAAUUA
Engraulis encrasicolus (European anchovy) is the source of this 2422-nucleotide messenger RNA. RefSeq names its product ADP-ribosylhydrolase ARH1-like. Gene Ontology annotation, molecular function: magnesium ion binding; ADP-ribosylarginine-[protein] hydrolase activity. Bases 117 to 1190 code for a protein of 357 amino acids. Lineage: Eukaryota; Metazoa; Chordata; Actinopteri; Clupeiformes; Engraulidae. The record is from RefSeq and is a predicted model, not a curated record. The transcript is spliced from 5 exons. Gene Ontology annotation, biological process: protein de-ADP-ribosylation.